Exophiala spinifera is the source of this 1659-nucleotide messenger RNA. RefSeq lists its product as uncharacterized. Lineage: Eukaryota; Fungi; Ascomycota; Eurotiomycetes; Chaetothyriales; Herpotrichiellaceae. The record is from RefSeq and is a predicted model, not a curated record. Gene Ontology annotation, molecular function: transmembrane transporter activity. The transcript has 6 exons. Gene Ontology annotation, biological process: transmembrane transport. The coding region runs from base 1 to 1659 and encodes 552 amino acids.
AUGGCGGCCCAGAACCUUCCAGUUGACUCGGUCCCGGGUACUGUGCACCUCGUGGACUUGGAGCACACUAUGCACACACGCCACGCCGGUGGCACUGGAGAUGUCGUCCUUGUUCCAACCCCCUCGGAUGACCCCGACGACCCCCUUAACUGGUCACCGAGGCGGAAGCUCCUGUCGACGAUCUCUGUGAACGUCUACACUCUGUUUGUGGGCAUCUCGGGCUCUGUGGUGUAUUCAGUCAUUGUGCCUCUGUCCGAAGCUUCCGGAGUGUCCAUCACCACCCUCAACCAAGGCACCGGUUACCUGUUCCUUCUCUGCGGAUGGGGAUUACUGUUUUGGCAACCGUUUGCCCUGCGCUAUGGCAAGAGACUGACAUACCUCAUCUCCAUCAUCGGCUGUAUUGGUUGUACUUUGUGGGGGCCAUACGCUCGAAGCAACGGGGUCUGGAUAGUCAAGAACAUCGUCAACGGGUUCUUUGCUGCUCCCAUCGAAGCCCUGCCUGAGAUCUCCGUCACGGAUGUGUACUUUACCCACGAACGAGGAACGUACAUGGGCGUCUACGCCCUCUUCCUGGCUGGAAGCAACUACUUCGCCCCGGUCAUCUGCGGCUUCAUCGCGGACGGCAUGGACUGGAAAUGGGUCUUCUACUUCCCUGCCAUGUUCCUCGGGUGCGCACUGGUUUUUUGCUUCUUCUUCAUGGAGGAGACCAACUACCGCCGCUCGACUGUCGGCAUCGUCGAGGAGUUGGGGUCAAGUGGCACGCAGACGCCUGUUUCCACCAAAUCCACGGGCGAGAAGACCGUGGCCGAUGGAAAGAACGCUACCGCAACGACCGGCGACGCUGAUGUCGCGAGCGUUGAAAACGGCACAUUCAGCACCGGAAGUAAGAAGACGUUCGUGCAGAAGCUGUCGCUCUGGCAGCCAUCGCCGGGACAAGACAUGCUUGGUCGCGCCAUCCAGUCGUUGAAAUACCUCACUUGGCCCGUCAUCUUUUACUCGGGGUUCAGCUACGGAAGUUACUUGAUCUGGUUCAACGUCCUCAACGCCACAGCCAGCUUGAUCCUCUCUGCACCACCGUACAACUUCCGUGCGUCCAUGGUCGGGCUGAGCUACGUGUCGACAUGCAUCGGCGUCAUCUUUGGCUCGUACGUGACCGGCCGCCUCUCGGACUGGCUCACUCUCAAACUCGCCCGACGGAACAAGGGCAUCAUGGAACCCGAGCAGCGGCUGAGGCCGUUUGCGCUGUGCAUCGUGCUGGUCCCCGCGACGCUCAUCCUGUGGGGCGUGGGCGCCGCGCACCACAUCCACUGGAGCGGACUAAUCAUCGCCAUGGGCGCGUUGGCCGCGUGCAACGUUUUCGGAAUCACCCUGAGCGUCAACUACCUCAUCGACACGUAUCACGAGAUCAGCGGCGACGCGAUGACGACAGUCAUCAUUGUGAGGAACACGAUGAGUUUCGCCAUCGGCUAUGGCAUCACGCCAUGGGUAGUUAACAUGGGAUUGCAGAAUUGUUUCAUCAGUGCCGCAUUCGUGGGGAUGGCGGCGAGCAGCGCCUUCCUUAUCAUGAUUGUCUGGGGAAAGAAGUUCAGAGAGAGGAGCCGUGUGGAGUAUUGGACCUUGGUCGAGGAGUUGAUGAAGAAGGGGACUGCGACGGUGUGA